AAUUCAUACUAAAAAACAUGAUGACCACACAGCUUCACUGAAACUGAGAAGCAUAAAAGUGCAGAGUUAUAAAAGUGCAGAUGCUGACCAUGAGAGGCAUCAGUGCGAAAAGAGAGAGCUACUAACAAGUAACUAAAGUUGUGAAUGAGACGACGCGUUUUUAUGUUGAAGUGAUUUUUGCAAAUUAGCAAAUUUGAGACAGUAACAGUUAAAUUUUCUGAGAUUUUAGUGAUUUUUGCAAAUUAGAGACAGUAGAAAUUCCACUUUCCGAGAUUUUCUGACCAUUCAAAGAAACCGAGACUUGCAAACAUGCGUGGCUCAGCGUUAAUAUUCCACUCCUUGGAUCCAGAAACUUUGGACAAAAUCGACGACCUCGCAUCCCUGGAUUCACUCGAUUUUGACGAUGAGACAGAAACCGACGACCGAUAUUCAACCCUCAGUGAAAGUCCUUCCCAACAAGCGUGGUCACCAUCACCGCCGCCGCAUUAUGAAACCGGAAACCUUGCCCUAAAUGAGUCAUUGUCAAAAUCAUCCCACAUUGUCGUCCCUGGCGGUGUAAACAAUACGCUCAAUUGUGGGAUUGUUGUUCCAAAGGCGAAAUCUGAGACGACGAAUCAUGCACAAAGGAGACGCAGUAAUAAUUGUGGUGCAAACAAUGCUGCUCCAACGACAAGUGCCUCAUUCCCCAUUCUCGACCAACUCGUAGCCAUCUCCUCGUCACCCUUAUCGUCUUCCCCCUUGAACAAAUCUAAUUAUUCUAAAGUGGAUGGAAAACAAGGGGCAAGAAGUCAGGAGCAGUCUAGCAAAUCCCAGAACUUCAUUCCAGACCACAACCCAAGCCACCAACACCACUGCAAUCCUGAGCACAGAGUGUCGAGUAAUCGGCGCAAUAAUAGUGCCGAUAUUAAUGAAGCUGUAACACAAGGGAGAAGAAUUUCAACAUCGAGUUCGAGUAGUCAAUGUCAACUCGUGAAGAUUAAAGAGAAUAAGACCUUCACCUCCAAUUAUACUGCUGGCGGAGGUGGUGCAGGGUUACCACUUAGUCGUAUCAAAGCAUCAAGGUUGGGCAGGAGUAGUAGUACCAAUUCAAUUUCAACGUCUCAAUCACCAAGAUCAAUAGGAAGCACGGGUGAAAACCAAAAUUCGAGAGGUUUUGCCAGAUUCCUGUUUGGUCUAGAUUUUAGUAAGAACAAGGAAGAUAAAAGCAAACUUGAUGUGUACAAUUUACCUCCUCAAUUAAAAGCUGAAUUGAAGCGGAUUUAUGUAUACUGAUUAAAUAUUAAGGAGUCAUUAUUAUCUAUAUAGCCUUCCACCAAUUAAUGUGAUAUUUUAUGUUUUUUUACAUGAUAGAGAUGCUCAACUGUUUUGAUUAUAUAUUUUGUUUUCGACUAGGGUCACAUGCUCAGUGUGACGUAUUAUUCAUUUAUACUUGUCAUACAGAUUAGCUAGUAACGCUACGUAAUAAAGAUUAUCUAAUGAUGCUUA
Folsomia candida is the source of this 1485-nucleotide messenger RNA. RefSeq lists its product as uncharacterized. The record is from RefSeq and is a predicted model, not a curated record. Bases 310 to 1272 code for a protein of 320 amino acids. Lineage: Eukaryota; Metazoa; Arthropoda; Collembola; Entomobryomorpha; Isotomidae. The transcript is spliced from 2 exons.